Messenger RNA from Aplysia californica (California sea hare), 673 nucleotides. RefSeq names its product protein dhs-3. NCBI's taxonomy places the organism in Eukaryota, Metazoa, Mollusca, Gastropoda, Aplysiida, Aplysiidae. Gene Ontology annotation, molecular function: oxidoreductase activity, acting on the CH-OH group of donors, NAD or NADP as acceptor. The record is from RefSeq and is a predicted model, not a curated record.
GCAGCGGAAUCGGUCGUCUCAUGAGUCUGAAAUUUGCCGAAAUGGGCUGUCGUUUGGUCAUCUGGGACAUCAAUGAGGAGGGGAACCUGGAGACAGCGCGACAGAUAGAGGCCAAGGGGUCGAAGGUCAAGGCUUAUACUGUUGACCUGUCCAACAAGGAGUCCAUUUAUGAGACGGCAGCGAAGGUCAGAAAUGCUAAAGUAUAGAAAGACUGGCGUCCACACCACUGUUGUCUGCCCUUUCUUUAUCAAAACCGGAAUGUUUGAAGGAGCAAAAUCACGGUUUCCUUGGUUGCUUCCAUUGUUGGAGCCCGAGUACGCCGCUGACAAGAUUAUGGAUGCAGUUCGCACGAACCAGCCUAUGCUCUGUGCACCACGGGUCCUCUACCUCUUGUACUUCCUCCGUGGGGUUUUCCCAUCCACUGUUGCGGAUGUUCUGGCUGAGUUCAUCGGGAUCAGCGCGUCCAUGGACGACUUUGUCGGGCGCACCAAGCCAAAGACUGCCUAGUUCUGGGGUUCUGAACUUGUUUUUGUGACGAGGUUCCUACUGUAUGUUGUGAUGUCGUGGCCCUCUGUUCCCUUUUUUGUGACUUGUCAUGUGAGAAGUUGAGAGGUUAUGGAGGAAGAGGGAGGGUAGGAGUGAGAGGAAGAGGGAGGGUAGGAUUGAGAGAGAG